AAAUUCCACAAUUUAGCUUAAAAUACAACAAUCAUCUCUCCAGAGAAGAUCCUCUCAGAUCCCAUCUCUGCACCAAUCCGAACCGAUCGAAAAUGUCGUCUACCUUCAGCGGCGAUGAAACGGCACCCUUCUUCGGCUUCCUCGGCGCCGCCGCCGCUCUAGUCUUCUCCUGUAUGGGAGCGGCGUACGGAACCGCCAAGAGCGGCGUCGGAGUGGCGUCCAUGGGCGUGAUGAGGCCGGAGCUGGUGAUGAAGUCUAUUGUUCCGGUGGUUAUGGCUGGUGUUUUGGGUAUUUAUGGUUUGAUUAUUGCUGUGAUUAUUAGCACAGGUAUUAACCCUAAGGCCAAGUCUUACUACUUGUUUGAUGGCUAUGCUCACCUCUCUUCUGGACUUGCCUGCGGUCUCGCCGGCCUUGCCGCCGGUAUGGCCAUCGGAAUCGUUGGUGAUGCUGGUGUUAGAGCCAAUGCACAACAACCAAAGCUCUUCGUCGGUAUGAUUCUUAUCCUCAUUUUCGCCGAAGCCUUGGCUCUCUACGGUCUCAUUGUUGGCAUCAUCCUCUCAUCUCGUGCUGGUCAGUCUAGAGCAGAUUAGAUGAGAAAAUCUUGAUCUUGGCUGAUGUGAGUUGCUAUUCUUUCCUUAAUUAAGAAUUAUAAGUAUCUUAUCCCUGUUUGGCAUGGUAGUUUGGCCAUGGCUACUGAGUCUCAAAUUUUAUUUUGUGCACGUCGGAAGUGGUUUGCCAGUGGAAUCGAGGGUUGACAUGAUAUUAUGUUGGUAGGAUGUAGAGGAGUUUAUUUUUCUGGGAAUAAAGUUUAAUACUUUUAUGUUAGUGUUUUGUGGAAGGACCAAAUUUGAUUUGUGGAAACCAUUGCCUGUAUUAUUGUGUCAACACUGCACAUAUAUCAUUAUCUUAAGCAUUAUUAUUUGUUUC
Salvia hispanica is the source of this 927-nucleotide messenger RNA. Its product is annotated as V-type proton ATPase 16 kDa proteolipid subunit. Gene Ontology annotation, molecular function: proton-transporting ATPase activity, rotational mechanism. Gene Ontology annotation, biological process: proton transmembrane transport. Lineage: Eukaryota; Viridiplantae; Streptophyta; Magnoliopsida; Lamiales; Lamiaceae. Gene Ontology annotation, cellular component: proton-transporting V-type ATPase, V0 domain. The record is from RefSeq and is a predicted model, not a curated record.